Molecule: messenger RNA, 486 nt
Organism: Punica granatum (pomegranate)
Lineage: Eukaryota; Viridiplantae; Streptophyta; Magnoliopsida; Myrtales; Lythraceae
Source: RefSeq, a predicted model, not a curated record
AUGGAUGAACGGGCUAAAUUUGUGGAGGAAUUGUUAGAUGUUGAGUCCGGUGAUGUUCGGCUCCUAGUAAUCCAUGGAGAACGUGGCACUGGGAAAAAAACUCUUGCCAGAGCCCUUUUCCUGCAACUCUCUGCACGAUUUCAAGGUAGCAGCUUCAUUGCCGAUGUAGGAGAAAUACAGAGGCAUUAUGGUUUUGAAAAUCUAGAACGCAAACCGCUGAGCAACAUCUAUGGCGAUGGAUUACCAAAAAAAGGAAACAAUGUCGGUGACAAUUCUGGCAAGUCAAGAUCUGUUAAAGAAAGCUUUCGAGACAAGAAAGUUCUCAUAGUCCUUGAUGGUGUGGACAAAUGGCAACAAAUCAAGAAAGUAGCAGACGGCUCAUUCCACACUGGCGAUGUGAUCGGUGAGCAGCUUCUGCGAGGCAUAGAGAUAUUACAUAUCUACAUGGUCAUGCUCACGGAGAACUAUGUCGAGAGUAAAUGGUGA